AUGGAAAAGAAAUUGCAAAAAAAGUUUAGAGCUCUUUCAUUCAUUCAGUCUGCUAUCUUUGAGGAUAUUUUCAACAGAAUCAUGGAAUGUGAAACAGCUAAGGCAACUUGGACAAAGCUACAUGAAGAAUAUGUUGGGACCUCUAGAACAAGGCAUAUGCAGGCACAGAACUUGAGAAGGUACUUUGACAUGAUGCGAAUGAAGGAAAGUCAGUCUUUAAAAGAAUAUAUAGACCAAAUUCUUAAGCUUGCUAACCUAAUAAAGUUGUUUGGUGAAGAGCUUAAAGAAGUUCGAGUAGCUAAGAAGAUUAUCAACAAUGUACCAAGGAAGUUUGAACCUACAAUAGCAUCCCUAUUACAAUCAAAGGACCUGUCUGACAUUUCAAUUACAAAAAUUGUCAAUGCCUUGCAAGCUGCAGAACUGAGAAUAUCAGCAAGAGAUGAAGCUUUUGGGGAGAAAGCCUUUCUUGCUAAAGGAAAAGGCAAAGCCAAAGCUGAGGCUUUUACCAAGAAAAAUUACAAAGACAAAAAUAAGAAGAUUACUCAAUCUGGUCAAUCCUCAAACAAGAAAAAUAAGUUCAAGCCAUGUUCCUACUGCAAGAAAAGGAAUCAUAUUGAUGAUUACUACUGGUUUAGGCCAGAUGCAAAAUGUAAAAUAUGUAGUCAAUUAGGACACACUGAUAAAUUAUGCAAGAACAGAACAAUUGAAGAUAAACCUGCACAAACAAAUGAAAGCUCAGAAUUAGCUGAAGAAGUGUUGUUCAUGGCUCAGUCAGAUUUUGCAAGUGACUUUGGUAACUGUGAAUGGCUCCUUGAUAGUGGCAGCUCACGGCAUAUUGUACUUUUUGAAGCUAUGUUUGUUGAUCUUGAUAAGAACCAUUGA
Messenger RNA from Theobroma cacao (cacao), 882 nucleotides. NCBI's taxonomy places the organism in Eukaryota, Viridiplantae, Streptophyta, Magnoliopsida, Malvales, Malvaceae. The record is from RefSeq and is a predicted model, not a curated record.